CAAACAGACUAUUUCACCAUUCGUCAUUCGACCAUGUCCAGCACCUGCGAUAUUGACCCAAGUCUCGUACAAAAGAUCGAAGCCUUUCGUUUCGCAAACAGAUCUCAAGGAAAUGCUGCUCUCAUUUGCAAAAUUGACAAAAACAAAUUGCUCAUUGAAGAGGAUGAUGAUCUAGAAUCAGUAAAUAUGGAGGAACUUGCGGAACAACUCCCAGAAAAUACACCACGUUAUGUUGUCCUGAGCUAUGAGUUGAAACAUGAUGAUGGACGACGGUCAUUCCCUUUGGUAUUCCUUUAUUAUGCUCCUACUGGUGUUCGACCUGAACUCAACAUGCUUUACGCUAGCGCCAAGACGCACUUCCAAAACACGGUUGGCCUCGGUAAAGUCAUUGAUCUGCAGGACGCGGAGGUGCUGACUGACAAUUGGUUGCGUGCAAAGCUGCUCAAAUAGCCAAAUAAAUCAACUCAAUGCAAUGUGAAGGCGAA
This is a messenger RNA of Lobosporangium transversale, 485 nucleotides long. RefSeq lists its product as hypothetical. Gene Ontology annotation, cellular component: actin cortical patch. The record is from RefSeq and is a predicted model, not a curated record. Lineage: Eukaryota; Fungi; Mortierellomycota; Mortierellomycetes; Mortierellales; Mortierellaceae. Gene Ontology annotation, biological process: negative regulation of Arp2/3 complex-mediated actin nucleation; actin filament debranching. Gene Ontology annotation, molecular function: Arp2/3 complex binding; actin binding. The transcript has 3 exons. The coding region runs from base 34 to 450 and encodes 138 amino acids.